CGCAGCAGAUAAAACUCGCGGCAUUUGCCUUGAGAGUUGAGAGACGUGGACGAGAGUAGAAAACACGCGGUUGACGCGUCUUGUUGACCGCUUCUCUCUCCGCCCUUUUUAUCGAUAUUCUUAUUACAAAGUGCUUACUUUAGGUCUCAAAUUCCUGUCCGAAUUUCAAUUUUGGAGAAACCUUUUUCUUUGAUUUCUUCCAUCAUGGCGACCAACAACAACAACCAUAACGAUGCCUACAACAAUGGCGUUGACGAAUCGAGCCCUUUCCUCGCCAACCAAGUCGAUGGAGCUGACGACAAAAAUUCCGGAAAACCCUCGAAGGAGUCUUCACCGGAGAAGUCUCCGGCACCGGGAUAUGUAAAUUGCGGCGCUGAAUAUGGCUGGACCGCCGAUGGGUUGCCUUUAGGACACGGCAGCGUGGUUGGCGAGCCCAUUCGUCGGAAUCAGUGGGAUUCUAGCCUCUUCGCUUGUCUCGGGCGCAACGAUGAAUUCUGUAGCAGCGAUCUUGAAGUUUGUCUUCUUGGAAGUGUAGCUCCUUGUGUGCUAUAUGGAGCCAAUGUAGAGAGACUUGGAUCCAGUCCUGGUACAUUUGCGAAUCAUUGUCUACCUUACUCUGGUCUAUAUCUUCUUGGAAAUUUCUUUUUUGGUGGGAACUUUCUUGCUCCGUGGUUUUCAUACCCUAGCCGUUCUGCCAUACGCAGGAAGUUUAACUUAGAGGGUAGCUGUGAAGCACUCCACAGGUCCUGCGGGUGCUGUGGAAGCUUUGUGGAAGACGAUUUGCAGCUUGAACAGUGUGAGACUGCUUGUGACUUUGCUACUCACAUCUUCUGCCACACGUGUGCCCUCUGUCAAGAAGGUCGUGAGCUCCGUCGCCGGCUUCCUCAUCCCGGUUUUAAUGCUCAACCAGUUUUGGUUAUGAUCCCCCCUACAGAGCAAACUAUGGGCCGUGGAGCUUAAGAGUAUCUGCCUGAACAUGGACGAGUGCGGUCCAUCUACUAUUGUGAUAUUAUCAUAUGAUAUAUAAAAUUGUUUUACUAGGUUAUCUUUUGUUUGAACACUUAUCAAAACUAAAUUUACCAUGAAAAUGUAGACUUAUGCACAUGCUGUUAUGUUUAUAUAUUUACUUUUUUAAAAAAGUAAUAUAUUUGUAUGAUUAUUCCUGAUUUUGAAGUAGACUUGCAGAGUGUUAAUUGUUUAUAUAAGGGAAAGGGAAGUGGUACUUUGAUACUUGCCCCCACGUUGGGUGUGAAGCUAAAAGAUGAUAUGUUUAUUUUUACAUAAAAGUUUAACCUAAAUUUACGGUAAGAAGAUAAUAAUUUGGUGAGAUUUCCUUUCCUUAACAUAGAAUAUAAAGGUGUUUUUAAAGUGUUAGGUAGAAUGGAAAGAAAAUAAAAUAGAAAGAAACUUUUAUUUAUUUGUUUUUAUUUUUCUAUAUUGUUUGGUAAACAGAAGGUAUGAAAAUAAUCUUAUAUUAUAAAAUUUACUAUUUUAUUCAU
Molecule: messenger RNA, 1499 nt
Organism: Cannabis sativa
Lineage: Eukaryota; Viridiplantae; Streptophyta; Magnoliopsida; Rosales; Cannabaceae
Product: cell number regulator 8
Exons: 3
Coding region: 205-960 (251 amino acids)
Source: RefSeq, a predicted model, not a curated record